AUUUUUCUAUUUCUGUUGUACUUUGGGCAUUCAAACAUAAGAAAGAGAGGCUGUUGAAAAAGCAACACAGAGAAGCUCUCCUCCCAGGCAGCUUUGUGACUCCAGAUGGAGCUUCCUCAGGCCGCUUCCUUUGUGAUGGAAAGCCUGUCAUGUAUACUUUGGUUUAUCCUAUUUCUACUAUAUUAAGUUUAAUAAUUUUCUACUUUGAUGUUCUAAUAAAUAAUGAAGAAUAUGUAUAUAGAAUGGUUUCCACCUACAUGUUUUUCCUUCCUAGAGCCAUGAAACAUGUUGGAAGAGUAUGAUUUUGUGCUUCUCUAAUGGUGCUGAAUAUCAUUGAAUUCAAGAAUGUGUUUAUAAAGAGAUCUGGUAGUUGACAUGUUCUACGAGUGUUUACAGAUUAGUUGAACUUGCUUCUCUAGGUAUACUGUGGAUCACAUGGAAAAGCUCUUUUUGCUUGUGUUUUUUUAUUUUUCUUUGAAAGGUAGCUUGCAGUAUUUUUAAAAUGUUAUUUUUCUUACUAAGCUAAGCACCGAGGAUUUUAUAAUGGAAUGACAGAGGGCUGAAAAUGAUUUUAGGAGCUUUCAUAUGUUUACUUCUGUCUAAAUUUGAGGUAGGUACUUCUGCUCAGGAUUUUGUGGGUGGUGGAUAUUAGUGUUAUUGAUCUCUGAUUAGUUUAUUUUGAUUUUUUUUUAAUCUUAUUAUUUGGUUUCUAAAUUUCUGCUAAUCCUGAUUAGUUCUGUUAUCGUCUUUGUAUAUUUCAUUGAUUUGAUGUACAUAGCUAAAUUAUCUAAACAGGGCUUAACUAAAUAUUUAACCUGAAAAAGUCUAUUCCUGUGAAUGUUUUGACAUAUAAAAAAUGUCCGAAUCCUAAAAGGUGGAGAUUGGUUAUUAAUGAUUGUUUGAAUUGUUGUUUCUUUAGGUUUUCUCUUAAUGAUUUCUGGCCAAACUCAAAUUAGUAGUAGUUUCAUGUUAAACAAAUUUUCAGAUGACUAAGAUCACACGAUCAAUGAAGCUAUCAAAAUAACCAAACAUUUAUACAAUCUCUUUUUUUUUUCAUUUAUGUUCUGCAUCUUGUUUAUUUCUUGAUGAAGCUUCUCCACCGAUUUCUAAUGCUUCAGUCUUAUGUGAUAUGUUUUAGGAAAAGACAAUGCUCAGCUGUGAAUGUCGUCAGGAGAUCAGUCAUUGGGAGGCCUGAUGUCUCAACCAAUGGUAAAUUGAAUGGCUGUUGGCAAAUGGAUCUGGUUAACAAUGAUACAAGGUGCCCAAAAUCAAAUUACUAUGAAGAAAUUAAUAUCAAACAUCAGGAUGAACCUCUUGACCACAGCAAUAGGUGGAGGAGAAGGCCUCAGAAAUAUUCGGAAAAAGGAUUUUGUGGAUACUGUUUCUGAUAUUGAUGCAGGCUUCAACAGUGAUGAUGACAUUGUAGGAGAAGCAGUAUAUGAUGAGGAAUAUCUGAGAAGUCAAAAGCAGCAAAAGGUGUCAAGUUGGCCAGAGGGGGAUGAGGAGUUCCGUUGGAAGGAAGAAAAUGUAGAGGAUGAUGAGAUAGAGGAGGAACAUUCCUCGAGCACUAGUGAGAUUUGGAGGAUCAACGCUAUUACGAAAGGUUUCCUGGUCGAACUAGGCAGGAAACAAAAAAAUUGAGAUCAGUUGAUGAGCUCUAGACAGCCGUAAGAUGCAGCAACAGAGCUGCGUGACCAUGUAUAGAUUGCCUGCAGUAUGAGCUAUCAGAUACAGAUACAGAUUCCGCAAAGUCUAAUGAGUCAGAUGCAACAGACAAAUUCUGGUGCAUCUGAUAAUUUAGAACUCUCGACAGCAAGUUAAGUUUCUCAGGAAGAAGAAGACAGUAAAGAAAUAACGUAUAACAAAAUGAGUCCCAUAUUGACCAACCACACUGAGGCUGCAGAUAAAGAUCGGCAACCAGCUGUGCAUAAGACGGACAGCAUCGGGGAGGAAGCAGAUAAGCCCCAAAGAAUAAGAUUCGUAGACCUGAAUGAGCUCGCCCCAGUAACGAGUUCUGAUGAUGGCCUGAGCAUUAGGGUCUAAGACCAGGAAGAUUUUUAGGCAGGUCUGUUGAAGAGAACAGAGGCGCGAUGCCAAGUUAGAUCUGAGAGGAUGUUUACCCAUGUACCGAUUUUAAUCAAGAAGAUGGUCCUUACCGUGACCAUCUAAAUUCUACAUGUACUUCGGCAGAAUUCAAGAUAUGUUAGAUGAGAUCAGUUCAAACAUGGCGGUUUGAUCAUAAUCGCACGUCACUCGCGCCUACGUCAUCCAAGAUGGACGCGCGUGAGACCGCCAGCGAAGGGUGAGUUCAGAGGCUGCGUCUUCCUUGCUUUCUGCUCUCUUGCAACAAAUGCAUGCGCUGACGGAGACAGCGUUCGGCCUUUCGCCCCCGGCUUUCGGCCCGGGCCGUGGAUACACCUGGCAUUGUGGUGGUCCCGCUUCCAAUGUGUGGGAAGAAUUCAUGUGAAUCCUGUGCGAGGCCGGCAUCUCAUCCGCUCCCGAUGCCUGCGUUUUCUUCGUCGAACCGACACAAGUGGAAGACGAGGAGUCUUCGAAUCACUCCGAUCUUUAUGAAGGGCUGCCGGUGAUCCGAGUAGCCACUGCGUUCUCCCACCAUGGCGAGAAUGAGCGAUCGGUUGGCGAGCUUGGGCUCGCUCGCGGCCAGCCUCAUGGUGGUCUAUGCCAUCAUCCGCCGCUACCUCCCCCUCCACCUCCUCGAGCACUCCCUCACCAGCACACCUUCUCGCCUCUUUGCCUCCGUCUACCCCUACGUCCGGAUCACCAUCUCCGAGUUCUCCGGCGACCGCCUGAAGCGCAGCGAGGCUUACACCUCCGUCGAGGCCUACCUCAGUGGCUCCUGCUCGCAGCGCGCCAACAAGCUCAAGGCCGAGCUCGGCGCCGGCUGCGACAGCCUCACCCUCAGCAUGGACGAGCACGAGGAGGUCACCGACGACUUCGAGGGCGCCAAGCUCUGGUGGACCUCCGUGGCGCGCACUCCCCGCUCGCAGACCGUAUCCUUUUUCCCGGAGGCCGAGGCGCGGCGGCACUACCGGUUGACCUUCCACCGCCGGCACCGGGAGCUCGUCAUCGGAUCGUACCUCGCCCACGUCUUGCGAGAGGGGCGCGAGGUCAGGCGCCGCCGCCGGCAGCGCAAGCUCUACACCAACAUUUCCGGCAGUAGGUCGUACGAGUACAGGAAGACGAUGUGGAGCCACGUCGUGUUCGAUCACCCGUCGACCUUCGACACACUCGCCAUGGAUCCCGGCAAGAAGGAGGACAUCAUGGACGACCUCAUCGCCUUCCGCAACGGCAAGGACUACUACGCCAGAAUCGGCAAGGCGUGGAAGCGGGGUUACCUCCUCCACGGCCCCCCCGGCACCGGCAAGUCCUCCGCUAUCGCCGCCAUCGCCAACUUCCUGGACUACGACAUCUACGACCUCGAGCUGACCUCCGUCAAGGACAACACCCAGUUGAGGAAGCUGUUCAUCGAGACCACCAGCAAGUCCAUCAUCGUCCUCGAGGACGUCGACUGCUCGCUGGACCUGACGGGUAAGCGGAAGCCCAAGAGGAAGAAAGAGGGCGAAAGCGGAGACAAGGCCAAGCCGCCGUUGCUGCCGGAGAAGGAGGACAAGGAGGAGAGCAAGGUGACGCUCUCCGGGCUUCUCAACUUCAUCGACGGCCUGUGGUCGGCCUGUGGCGGCGAGAGGCUCAUAAUAUUCACCACAAACCACCUGGAGAAGCUGGAUCCGGCGCUGAUACGGCGGGGGAGGAUGGACAAGCACAUCGAGAUGUUGCACUGUGGAUUCGAGGCGUUCAAGGUGCUGGCGAAGAACUACGUGGGCGUCGACGCGCACCCGCUAUUCGAGGCCGUCCGGCGGCUGCUGGAGGAGGUCAAGAUGACGCCGGCGGACGUGGCAGAGAACCUGAUGCCCAAGUCUGCGGAGGAGGACGACGCCUCGUGUCUCGGGAGGUUGGUUCGAGCGCUGGAAAUGGGCCGACCGGGAGCAGCGGCCAAAGUCGAGGACGGCAGUAGCGGGGAUGAGACCGCGGAGAGUGAGCUGACGAGUUAAUUUCGAAGGUAAUAAAAAAUAGACAUUAAUGUCGGAUUUCUAUCGGUUAUUUUGUCUUUGUGUUCGGUGUGUGCUUAGAUUGGGCUCCGCCAAGCUGUUCUCGUCGAUCUUAUAAUACAACGACUAAUAAUGCCACGUAGGGAUGACGUUGGCAGCGGUUACUUCCAAUCAAAUCGUCGAGGAAUCCAAAUUCAUCUCAAUGUCGGCUACAUUGUUCAUAUAUACUUAAUACAUUUGAUUAAAAGGUAUCAUUCAGAAAUUUGACACGUGAA
Musa acuminata subsp. malaccensis (wild Malaysian banana) is the source of this 4342-nucleotide messenger RNA. The record is from RefSeq and is a predicted model, not a curated record. Lineage: Eukaryota; Viridiplantae; Streptophyta; Magnoliopsida; Zingiberales; Musaceae.